Molecule: messenger RNA, 684 nt
Organism: Nipponia nippon (crested ibis)
Lineage: Eukaryota; Metazoa; Chordata; Aves; Pelecaniformes; Threskiornithidae
Source: the annotation of a RefSeq genome assembly
AUGAACCUAAGCUUCUUUGAUCAAUUCACAAGCCCAUGCCUCCUAGGAAUCCCCCUAAUCCUACUCUCAAUACUAUUCCCUGCCCUACUACUCCCAAUGCCAGGCAACCGAUGGGUCACUAACCGCCUCUCUACCCUCCAGCUAUGACUUUUCCACCUAAUUACAAAACAGCUAAUAAUCCCACUAAACAAAGCAGGGCACAAAUGAGCCCUAAUCCUGACAUCACUAAUAGUCCUACUACUCACAAUCAACUUACUAGGACUACUUCCAUACACCUUCACCCCCACAACCCAACUCUCCAUGAACAUAGCACUAGCCUUUCCACUUUGACUAGCCACUCUCCUCACAGGCCUACGAAACCAGCCCUCAAUCUCCCUAGGACACCUACUACCAGAAGGAACCCCCACACUACUAAUCCCUGCCUUAAUCCUGAUCGAAACCACAAGCCUACUCAUCCGACCACUAGCACUAGGUGUCCGUCUCACAGCAAACCUCACAGCAGGUCACCUGCUCAUCCAACUCAUCUCUACAGCCACUACCGCCCUCCUCCCCAUCAUACCAACAGUAUCUAUCCUAACUACAUCAAUUCUGCUACUACUCACAAUCCUAGAGGUAGCCGUAGCCAUAAUCCAAGCUUACGUCUUCGUCCUCCUACUAAGCCUGUACUUACAAGAAAACAUCUAA